GAGCUAUUUCUCAACUGGGGGUGAAAAUGGGAGGUAAAGGGAGGCAAAAAUACUUCAAAUUUUCACUCUUUCUCAGGCUGAAAAAGUACUGACAAGUUCCUGGUAUGCGUGCACUUCUAUUACUUAGUUUGAUUAGUGAGUUGCUGUUGUUUUUCCCACCCCUCUCUGGUUUUAUAGCAUGAAGGAUGGAAAAUUCUUUUUAAAUUUCAAAUAGGUGAUCACUCAUACAUAUAUGGGCCCCCAUACUGAAGAAAUGUCAAUGGUCAGAUAUGGGAAAUCAGCUAUAAUCACUGAAGCAUGUUCUAAUAUUUCCUGCUAAUUACUGGUUUUUAUUGCCUUGCUUUGCAGUAGCAUCUUUGAGGCCUCAGAGAGUGGUUGUGCCUGUUCAUCAAUGAUGCAAUUCUAUGGAGGUCAAAUGAAACUAGAUCACAUAAAAUGUUUGUGCCUUAAUGCCUGAAGUUUAAAAACAAUGAAUCAAGUGAAGAGAGCAGCAAAGGAAAGAUAAAACAUGUAAAGGCUGAUUUGAAUGAGUUCUCAGUCAACAAGGCAAGGUUGCAGCCAGUACCUGUGCCUCCUCUGCAAUUCAGUGACUCCUUUCGUGUCUGUAAUAAUUAAGAUGAACAUGAUUACAAACAGCAGGCAUGCAUCUCAGAGAAACCACACGGCAUUGCCAUGCUUCACUCUACUGGAGAUGGUGAUCAUGGCAGGGACCGUGAUGCUGGCUUACUAUUUCGAAUACACGGACACCUUCGCGGUCAACGUGCAAGGCUUCUUCUGCUACGAGGGCGCGUACCGCAAACCGUACCCGGGCCCGGAGGACAGCAGCGCCGUGCCCCCGGUGCUCCUCUAUUCGCUGACCGCAGGCGUGCCCGUGCUGGUGAUUAUCGUUGGAGAAACCGCAGUUUUUUGUCUACAGUUAGCUACAAAGGAUUUUGAAAAUCAAGAAAAAACAAUAUUAACUGGAGACUGUUGUUAUAUAAAUCCACUGGUGCGCAGAACCAUCAGAUUCCUUGGAAUUUACGCGUUUGGACUGUUUGCUACGGACAUCUUUGUAAAUGCUGGACAAGUAGUAACAGGGAAUCUUGCACCACAUUUUCUUGCACUUUGUAAACCCAACUAUACAGCACUUGGAUGUAAACAGUACACACAAUUCAUCAGUAGUGCACAUGCCUGUACUGGAAACCCAGACCUUAUCAUGAAAGCCAGAAAGACAUUCCCAUCCAAAGAAGCAGCUCUAAGCAUAUAUGCAGCUAUGUAUCUGGCUAUGUACAUCACCAGCACGGUAAAAGCCAGAGGAACAAGGCUUGCAAAACCUGUUCUGUGUUUGGGCCUUAUGUGCUUGGCUUUCCUUACUGGAAUCAACAGAGUAGCAGAGUAUCGAAAUCACUGGUCAGAUGUAAUAGCAGGAUUUAUAAUUGGAAUAUCUAUAGCAGUGUUUUUGGUUGUUUGCGUGGUAAAUAAUUUCAGGGGACGUCAGCCAGAACAUGAACAUUCUCAUACGGAUAAUCUGGCCCAGAUGCCCAUGAUCAGCAUACCUCGAGUAGAAAGCCCUUUAGAAAAGAACCACAUCACGGCCUUUGCAGAAGUCACAUGAUGUUGACGCUGAGGUAUAUUCGCUCCAUUGGACUUCAUCUCUUUUCACAGCCCACUCACGAUAAUUGCAGUGUAACAAAAUCAAGAAAUUUUUAAAGUCCUCUUUCUGACUUGAUUUUUACAUCGUUAAAUUGAUACCUACAUUUUGAAGAUUUCUUAAAUAUUAGAACGUCACUUUACUUUCUAGCAAAAAUAUUAACUGUUUACUUUUUGAUGGAAUGGGACGAACUAAGCACUAAUUACCUUUAUCUGACACUACCCUCUAUUUUGGCUUCUUGUUGUUUUUUAAUGGUUCAUGUACCUAUUCCAGUAGUACUCCAUACUUCGAUUUGAAAUUGAUUUUUAAAAUCUGCAUUUUUAAAUCAGCAUGAAUUUGUUUCCAUUUGAGCAGUUUUAGUGUAUAAAAACUAGAAAAAAUAUUACCUUCUGUAUGAAAAUGCUGUUUGCACAUUGUAUUACGCUGUAUUCCAUGUAAGAUAUCAUUCAAACAAUGUUAUAUGUAAAACUGGUGCUUCUGCUUUUGAAGAGAAAAAAAAAUGCCAAUUUUUACUGUAAUAAGUAUUGUAUCAUAAUUAAAAGUUUAUUUAUUUGGAUAUUUUCCUGACAUAAUUGUAGUUGAAUUGUUGAUUUGUAGCUCUUGAAUGUCUUGAAUGAUAUAUAUGUAUCUAGGUUAAAGAAAUGAAAAUUAUAUAGAAAUUUUGAUCAUUGAUAUAUUCUUUAUUAUACUAAUGCUAUCCCAUGAGAGGUUAAGGGCUCCAUUCUUAGCUCAGCAUAUCUGAUGGGAAGCCCUGCUAUCAGAGAUCACUUAAACAAGUUACUGGAGGAGCUCUGCAUCAUCUCAUAUUUGUUAUACACCCAGAUGUUAUGCUGGGAGAAUGAAGUGCUAAGACAGGAAGAGGGUCACUGAUAUAGUGAGGAAAAGUGCGUGUUUCUGUCCUCCUGUUGGAGCAUUUAUGGAAAAUAAGCAAUGGCUGCAUUAAUUUACUUCAACUGGAGUGACUGAGACAGGCAGAUUUUAUCUCUAGGAAUCCUCUCUAUCCCUGUUCCCUUUUCAGGGCCAUGUUCUUGCAACAAAUCCACUGUCAGACUCUGCAUUGCUAACAGGAUUUUUUCCUUCAAAUUCGAAUGGUGUUCUUAUAUUGCUGUUAUCACUGUGAAAAAUCAAAUUGAGCCUCCCCUUUAAAAGACAGCCUCACUUGACUAUUCAUAGUGAAGUAUUGUAGAUGCUGAAGAUACUCUUAACUGCCAGAAUGUUUUCCUCUGGCAAACACAGUUGUAACACUAGCACUAUAGACACAUUUAAGAUAGAGAAGUUCAAUGUGGUCCUUGAAAGGAGUACAGAAUUCUAGGCCUUAAGUUUUCCAUAAUUCACUGCAUUUCCUCUGCAUCAGUCAUUGGGAGAAGAUAUUUCAAACAUAACUGUAGAAUUGGAUGUAUAUUUUUCUAUGUUGAAUUUUAUUGCGUUCCCGCAUAGUUAUCCGUGCAUUUUCAUUUUAACUUCUCUUUUCACUAAAUGCAGCUACCUAAAUAUUGCUUGGAAAGCAGGGCAAAGCCAAGUCUUCUUUGAGUGCAGUAGAGCAGUGUAUCCCAUGAAGUCAUCAUACCAAGCUGAGAAUUAGAGAAUAAAGAAAUGUAUCAGCAGGGAAAAAAAUCAUAGAAUAGAGCCCUUAGCUACAAUGGUGUUACUUAGGUGAUUGAAAAUCCACCUUUAUUAGGCUACCAGUUGUGUUUACAAAAUUGUAGUAGGUCCAAAGUUUGUAUCACCAUGUUAGGCACACCUACCCUUCUCUUAUUAGUAUAGCUUUCUAGGGUCCAAGGUACUAAUGAUCUCUGUGUGUAGAUUUAAAAGAAAUUCUCACUCAUUUUUGCAUGGUAGCAAAUUUACAUUUUUUUUAAUAUCUGAUUUAUAAGAUUACCAAGAGAUUCUUUUAUGUUAAAAGAGAUGACUCUUUUCCACUGUACUGUAUAUCAUCAACUUGUAACUGGUCGCUUUCUCUCUCAGGAUCUUUCCCAGUCAAAUAUUUGGGUUAAAUUUAUCAUAUUAUCUCUGUGAACCAGCAGUGAGAAAACAAAGAGAGACACUCUGCUGUAUAAUGUAUUUUUAAAUAAAAUAAUUUUUCAAUCA
Tympanuchus pallidicinctus (lesser prairie-chicken) is the source of this 3718-nucleotide messenger RNA. RefSeq names its product phospholipid phosphatase related 5 (gene PLPPR5). NCBI's taxonomy places the organism in Eukaryota, Metazoa, Chordata, Aves, Galliformes, Phasianidae. The record is from RefSeq and is a predicted model, not a curated record. Gene Ontology annotation, biological process: phospholipid dephosphorylation; signal transduction; phospholipid metabolic process. Bases 527 to 1594 code for a protein of 355 amino acids. The transcript has 9 exons. Gene Ontology annotation, molecular function: phosphatidate phosphatase activity.